AACAAGCCCUAAUUCCCCCCUUUACUGUCUACAUAGCCAUGAUCAACUCUCUAUAGAAUGCUUUUCUAGUUUCUUUUAGUGGAAAAGCAACUGCUUUUUCUGUUCUAGGUGAGAAUCGUGCUAGAUUUUUUAGGGGUUCUUGAGCUUUUGAAGAAUUCCCUUGAAGAAUUCAAGCUCUUCUUACUUAGUAUUCCGUGGGGUUUGGUUCUUGUGUGCUUAGGUGAGUUGGUUAGGGCUUUUAAUGGUAUCAGGAGACUGAGGUCGAACAUACUACUUUUUGUGCGAGGACAAGUGUAAAGAGAGUGAGAGAAAUUUAAAAUGGUUACGACAGAUGUUGAGCUUCAGCUAGCGCAACAACUCAGGGAAGCAGGGAAGCUGCUCUCCGAUCCUCCGGCUUCCGAUGACGACCUUCUCCAUAUUCUUGAUCAAACAGAGAAACUUCUAUCAAAGGUGGAUCAGUCACCUAAUGCUAUAAUGCUAGCAGCACUCCAUCCAUCAAUGAAGGCAUUGGUUGAGGGAAGUCUCUUAAGACAUUCAAAUGUGGAUGUGAAAAUUGCAGUGGCUGCCUGCCUCAGUGAAAUAACAAGAGUUACAGCGCCUGAUGCCCCGUACAGUGAUGAAGAAAUGAAGGAUGUCUUCCGGUUGAUUGUUUCUUCCUUGGAGAAUUUAUCGGACACCUCCAGCCGGUCUUAUGAAAAGAAGUCCUCAAUUCUCGAAACGCUAUACAAAGUCAGAUCAUGUGUUAUCUUGCUUGAUCUUGAAUGCAAUGUGCUGAUUGUUGAGAUGUUUGAGCACUUCCUAAAAUCAGUAAGAAAUCCUCAGAUGCUCUUUUAUUCAUCAAGUAUUCUAGAUGCUCAUUCUUGGGACCAUCAUCUUGGUAGCAUAUUUACAUGGAUGAUGAAUAUUAUGGUCCUUGUUUUGGAAGAAAGCGAAGACAUUUCAAUUUAUAUGCUCAAACCACUAUUGGCUAGCAUUAAAAACAACACUGAGGGAGUUCUACCGGUAGCACGAAAAUUGGGGGAAGCAGUUCUUCAGAAGUCUGCAGAUAAGCUUAAGCCUUACCUGAUUGAGACAUUGAGAAUUUUGGGUGAUUCAUUAGAUAACUACAGUCAAGUGUUGGCUUCUAUCUGCGAAGGGACGACUGAUGUUGUUGAGCAUAAUGAUGAGAAUGCUUCAGUGCAGCGGCUGACUAGUGAUAAUAAAUUGGCGAAGGUAUCUUCCAACGAGGCACCACAGGCUGAUGAGAGCAAGCUUACAACAGCAUCAUCAGACAAUGCAGCUCAGGCGGUUAGAGGGAAUGCAGAAGGGACUUUUCUUGGAGAGGCUGAUGCCACCUCCAACAGAUCCUUGAAGUCAGUUACGGGCAAUGGAAUAAUGAUUACUGGAAAUGAAGAAGGUACCGCUGAUAAAGAGUCCUCAAAGAAGUUAGAGGAAGCCAUCAAUCAUCCGGAUUCUAAUCUGACCAGCAAGGUAGACACUGAUGCUUCAGUUACUGAGAAGCUGGCGAUGGUAGGAUCAAAUUCAGCACAAACUUCCAACAGGAGAGGAAAGAAGUCUGAUACCAUAUUGAAAGCAGCCAAACCUUCUGAUUCUUCUCAUGGUCAUGGAAAUGAAGCUGAGAAACUACCUAACAAUCAAAGUAGUAGCAAGGACAUUCGUAGUUCUCCUUGUAGAGAGUCUUCCUUAGGAGCGGUCAUUCCUUCAGAAAUUGAGAAAAAGACCGAUAGUCCAGUUUCUGUUCCAAAACCAAUAGAAAGUUAUGUUGCAAAUGCUCCAUCCCAGAGUAGCAGCCUUCCAGAUGAGAGCCAUGUUAAGAAGGAUGGGUUGUCAAAGAAGCAGGUAUUACCUCAACAAGUGAAAGUGAGCCUUCCAUAUAAGAGGCGUAAGAAAGGUGGCCGGUCGAAGAAAAAGAGUUUGUGUCGAGAUGAUGCAUCUUCAAUGGAUAUUGUUUCGAUGGAACCUGUUUUGGCGAAGGCACCAGAAGGGACGAGUGACUCAGAUAUGAAGUCACCAAAGCGCGGGCGAAAGAAGGCACCGGUUACAAAGGAGGAUAAACAUCCACCUAAGGUUGCCACAUUGGAAGACGCAAAAGCUACUAGUGGUCCAGACAUAGAACUUCUGGAAACAUCAAGUAAGAAAGUGGAUACAGUUGAUUCAGAGUCAACGCCUGUAAAAAGGACUGUAAGAAGGCGGGGUAAGAAAGUGGGUGCCGGAGACUCAGUGGCAAAGAAGAAUAAGUUGUCUGGUAAGAAAAUUGAUGAUGGAGAUUCAGAGGCAAAGAAACCCAAAGAGGCUGGUAAGAGCACGGAUGCUGCGGAUCCAGAGGGUGAACCUUCAAGACCAUCCCUUAUAAAAGAGGAAGGAUGUGAUUCUGAUUCGAAACCACCAAGACAGUCUGCUAAAGAUAGCCGGAAAAGGAAGAUCAUAACUAAGCCUAGUGGGAAUACUGCAAAUAAAGAGGAGGGAAGUGAUUCAGACGACAAACUACUUAAGUUGUCUGCUAAAAAAGGUAACACAAGCGGUCCUGCCUUAGUCAAAUCUUCAUCAAAGAACAAAUCUGGAAAGAAACGUGGACAUGGUAAAUGUGUUGAAGAGAAGGAGCAAGAAAAAUCUUUGUCUGAAGAUGAUGGGAUGGAUGUUACUCUACAGUCUGCACUGAAAACAGCUACAGGGGAAGGCAACUUGGAAGAAGCCCUGACGACUACUGUAAAACGAAAACGCUCCAGUGGUAAAAAAGUAAUCGAGACUAUUAAGUAUGAUGAUAGCCUGGUUGGUCUGAAGGUUAAGGUUUGGUGGCCUGAAGAUAAGACGUUUUAUGACGGUGUCAUCGAAUCCUAUGAUUCUAAAACAUACAAGCAUAAGGUCUUAUAUGAGGACAAUGAAGAAGAAAUAUUAAAUCUUAAAAAGGAGAAAUGGGAAAUUGUGCAAGGUAUUUCUGCACACACAGAGGAGAAAGCUGCUGAAGUUCAAAGUACCGAUGAUCUUGCUGAAACACCCAAGAAGAAGAAAUCAAGAAUAGACUCGGGACCAUCUGCUUCAGAAGAAAAGUUAAAAGUUUCAGCUAAACGAGCUGGUGGGGACUCUCUGUCUAGCAAAUCAAGAGGUCGUGGUCGUCCUGCAAAAUCUGCUGGUAGCUCCAAGGGUGAAGGCAAAGUCGAUAGCAAAGCCAAGGACACCAGCAUCAAGUCUAAGCCUCAGAAAAGUAGUGUUAAAUCCGUCCAGGCAGCCGACUCCAAAGAAGCUGGAAUAUCAGAGGAGGAUGAUGUGGAGACACCCGAAAUCAUUAACAAGAACAAGCAAGGGAAUCGGAAGAUGGUCAACAAAUGCAUGGUCAAAACCCCUCAGACUGGCAAGAAAGUUGAUGCUAAUGACUCCAGCAAGCCAAAAUCUAUGGAAAAGGAGGACGAGGAUGCUGAAGGAACUCCAGAAACUGCGAAGGAAAAGCCAGCUGAGAUAUUGAAGACUGCAACGAAGAGUCAAAGAAAGAGAAAGAAGAGGACUUAAUGGCGGGUGGAUAGAUCUUCCUUUAGCGUAAUAUAUUAGUUUUACUUAUGAUGGUAGAUGUCAUAUGAGUAGGGUAUUGGCUUACUUUUACCAUUUGGUGGUAGGGUAAAGUAUAGCCUGGUUUCUGCUAUAAAAGAAUCGAACUAUGUACUUUCCAGAUUUCUUUUAAAAACUUGUUGAUUUGC
Molecule: messenger RNA, 3689 nt
Organism: Cynara cardunculus var. scolymus (artichoke)
Lineage: Eukaryota; Viridiplantae; Streptophyta; Magnoliopsida; Asterales; Asteraceae
Product: microtubule-associated protein futsch-like
Exons: 16
Coding region: 319-3504 (1061 amino acids)
Biological process (GO): DNA repair; mitotic sister chromatid cohesion
Cellular component (GO): nucleus; chromatin
Source: RefSeq, a predicted model, not a curated record